AUGUUCGAAUACAAAAUGUCCAAGAGAAGGACGGUUUUACAAGAGUCGGCCUGCCAGGCACCCCAGAGUCAGGUUGCCGACAGUGAUCAACCCGAUUCGCAAAGAUAUUCGAGAAUGAUGCCUUCGCUUACCGACGUGCUCCUCGUGGCAUGCUUCUCUCUCUUCGCCACGGCGGCCUCUACGCCCAAGCUGGUGCCGUACCAAGAGAACGGCAAGAAUUACCAGUGCAAGUGCUCCCCGGCAGACGAAUGUUGGCCAAAGGCCAACGCUUGGGAGAAGCUCAACAAGACCGUGGGAGGGAAUCUUAUAAGACACAUUCCGCCUGCGGCCGUCUGCUACAACCAGUUCCGCGGAGUAGCGACAUACGACGCUGCAAAGUGUGCCGAGGCGACUGCGAAGUGGACGGACGAGAGAUGGCAAACUGAUCACGGCGUGACCAGAAUUUCCCAGCCGGCAUCACAGCUCUGGACAUGGGGAAGCAACAACACCUGCGAGCUCACAACGGACCCGACAAAGACCUGCUCCCUGGGUAACUACCCCGAGUUCGUCAUCAUCGCCCGGACAAGGGAUCACGCCAAGGCCGGCGUCAACUUUGCCAAGUCCAACAACGUCCGGCUCGUCGUGCGCAACACGGGCCACGACUUCGAGGGCCGGAGCGCCGGCGCCGGGUCGCUGGCCAUCAACACGCACAACUUCAAGGACAUCUCCUUCGUCGACAAGUACAAAGGCCCGGGAGACUACAAAGGUCCCGCCAUCACCAUCGGGGCCGGAGUCCAGGGUUUCGAGAUCUCUGCGGCCGCGCGGGCCCGUAACCCGCCUCAGAACGUCGUCAUGGGCGAGUGCGAGACUGUCGGAGUUGCGGGAGGCUACUUAGGAGGAGGCGGCCACGGGCCUCUCAGCGGCAACUAUGGUUUCGGCGCAGACCAGGCGCUCUCCUUCGAGGUCCUCACUGCUUCCGGAGACUUUAUCACGGCCAACUCCAAGUCUAACUCGGACCUAUACUACGCGCUCAAGGGCGGCGGACCCGGUAACUACGGCAUCGUCUUAUCCGUCACUCUCAAGACAUACCCCGACACCAUCCCCGGCGCGGCCCUCUUCCUCAACGUCAACGCCACCACGGGAGCAAACUUUGGCCAGGUUACGAAAGCCGUCAACAAGCUCCACGAGCUUGGCAACCACCUGGUCGACAACGGGCUCUACGGCAUCUACGAGCUGUACCCCCCCAUCAUCGGCGGAGCGCUGCACGUGCAGCCCAUCAUGGGCAUGAACAAGACGGCAGCAGAGCUGACCGCCGUCGUUCAACCGCUCUUCUCGUACCUCGACGCCGAGAACAUCCCCUACGACUUUGGCGUCAAGGAGUACCCGGACUACUACACCCUCUUCCACGACAUCUCCGAGCCCGAAGCCGCCGCCCAGAACGGCCUGACGGGCGGCUGGGUCUUCACUCACCAAGACAUGGCCAACAACCAGCCCGCCAUCGCCGAGGCCAUCCAGCUCGCCCUGGCCCCGGCGCCGAACCAGUUCGGCAUCGUCAUCAGCCACCUCUUCGACCCGGGCAACCAGGCCAAGAAGCCCGAGAGCGCGACGCACCCGCGAUGGAGGGGCGCCACCAUGCGGACGAUGGCCAUCCUGCCGCAGGCCCUGGACGCGACCUGGGCCACGAAGCUGGCGCUCAACGACCUCAUGGUCAACACCAUCACCGAGAAGUUCAAGCAGGCCGGCCCCAACGGUCUGGCGUACGUGAACGAGAACUAUGCCUUCAUGAACAACUGGCAGGACGCUUUCUGGGGGCCGAUCUACCCCAAGCUCGCCGCCAUCAAGAAGAAGUGGGAUCCGACGGGCGUCUUCUUCUCGUGGUCCACGCCGGGGAGCGAGGAGUGGAGUGUCAUCGACUACGCCAACCGGCUUUGCAAAGCGAAAUGA
Colletotrichum higginsianum IMI 349063 is the source of this 1923-nucleotide messenger RNA. RefSeq names its product FAD binding domain-containing protein. Gene Ontology annotation, molecular function: oxidoreductase activity; FAD binding. The transcript is spliced from 4 exons. The record is from RefSeq and is a predicted model, not a curated record. Lineage: Eukaryota; Fungi; Ascomycota; Sordariomycetes; Glomerellales; Glomerellaceae. Bases 1 to 1923 code for a protein of 640 amino acids.